This is a messenger RNA of Aethina tumida (small hive beetle), 3019 nucleotides long. RefSeq names its product protein amalgam. Bases 364 to 1905 code for a protein of 513 amino acids. The record is from RefSeq and is a predicted model, not a curated record. Gene Ontology annotation, cellular component: axon; neuronal cell body; plasma membrane. Gene Ontology annotation, molecular function: protein binding; axon guidance receptor activity. Gene Ontology annotation, biological process: homophilic cell-cell adhesion; synapse organization. The transcript has 8 exons. NCBI's taxonomy places the organism in Eukaryota, Metazoa, Arthropoda, Insecta, Coleoptera, Nitidulidae.
AACAAAAGUUAAAAUUCAGCUCCGUCGUCACGAUCGGGUCGCAGCAAAACGGGCUCUCUCGGUUCGGUUUCUGAGCGCGCAUGUCUCAGUUCAAAAAUACACGUUGUAGCGCGAACGAGCCGUUUUCAACUUUAGUUCACCGCUGUUCAUAAUAGUUCGUCAUCGGGCACGAAUCGUACGUACCGCGUACUCGUUUAACCGGGUGAAGAGUUUCGGCCGCAGUUCGGUCGGUUGGUGCGAGUGUGAGCGCGAACGCGACCGCGGUUCUAUACCAGAAAGGCACCGAGUUCAUUUUGUUAUUUUUCAUUAUUAUUAUUUUUUUGGAUUUGUGUGUGUGACUUGAGUUUUUCGUCGAGGAUCGAGAUGAAGUAUUUGGUGGUUGCUGUUUUAUUUGCUGUGCUUUUGUCAGUAAAUGGCAAGCCUCAAAAUUCCCUAAAACCAACCUCAGAGCCUGAAAACUUGGAAGAGUAUGGCCUGAGGGAUGAUCCAACCCAAUCUGAUUAUGGAAUGGAUGGUGACUACGGGGAGGAAACGGAGGAUGAGGAGGUCGAUGACGAAGACUUUGGAUCAAACGUCAUUCCCACAUUAUCAACCAAAAAUUCCAUGAUUAUUGCCAAACCUGGUGACAACGUUGAGUUACAAUGUUCCAUCAAAAAUUUAGGACAAUACGUAAGAGUUUGGAACAAAGACAACCUGAUUCUGUACCAGGGGGAGGUGGCAAUGAAUGCUGGCAACACCAUGCUGCUUCCUAAUCAAUCCUUGCAGAUUACCGGAGUAAACGAAUCAAAUGUUGGUAACUACACGUGCGAAGUGCUGAUCUCCAACGACCAAAAACUGAGCGUCACCCACACUUUGUACAUUCAAACGCCUCCUUCCAUCGUCAGUUUGACGACCGACAACGGAAUCACUCAAUUCCACAAAGGACAAAGACUGCAACUGACGUGCAAGGCAACAGGAACACCAAAACCAGUAAUAUCCUGGCACAAAGGGAACGUCAUGUUGGACAUCGUGGGCGAGACUUUAAUAAUCGACAAUUUGAAGCCCAAGGAUGCUGGCAACUAUCGUUGCUUGGCGGACAACAAGAGCGCCCAACCAGCCCACGCCUACAUCGAAAUCAAAGUGGAGAGCGAGCCCAUCAUCUCCAUCGACAAGUACAUGGUCAACACCGAGCACAACACCGACGUGGAACUGAAGUGCGUCGUCCGUGGAUCCCCCGUGCCCACCACCAACUGGCAAAAGGAUGGAGUCAACAUCAAAAACACCCAGUCCUACAACCUGAGACACGAAAAGGACGCCUCCAUCUUGUUGAUCAGAAACGUGCAGGAGACCGAACUGGGAACCUACACCUGCGUGGCCAAAAACGCCUUGGGCAAAGUCGAAAAGAACGUCACCGUCGUCAAGGAGCCGGCCGUCCUGCACCUGAAGGAGGACAAGAACGAACGCGGCACCCAGCUCAGCUUCAAAGUCGAAUCCAAGUCCGCCAUCGAGGAGCACGAGCUCCAGUUCAGGAAGAAAGGAGAAUCCGAAUGGGAAACUGUGAAGCCGGGCGUCUCCAAGCCGGACAAGAACCACGUGUACCACGUCCAGUACACGCUCCAGAACCAAGAGCCAGGAACCUACGAGGCGAGGGCACGGUCGAAGAACUCGCACGGCUGGUCCGUCUAUUCGGACAGCAAGUCCUUUGUCAUAGCUAAGCACCAUAACAAGCACAACAAAAAACACCAUAAAGACAAAGAAUCGAAAGUUCAACAGCCAGAAUCACAAGCACAACCACCUGCACAGCAAGAAAUCACACAUAAAGAAACACCAGUAGGAGCUUCACAAACCGGCGCCAGUUCCAGCCUGUCCGCAUCGCUCCUGGUGACAAGUAUAGCCCUGCUAACCCUGCUGUGCAGUAGACAGUGAGAGGCCAACGUUAGCGCUGAAAACCUGAAAACUCUUCCACUAAUUUGGGUAGCUUCGAGUUAAUUAAAAAUAAAACCAAAGUAUUGAUAAUGUUUAACUUUCAAACAUUGUUCUUUUAAACACAAAUGUUCUUAAGUUAUGUAUAUAUAUAUAAAACUUUUCUCCGCAACUCCACCGAAAUUGUGCUGAUGAUUUCUGUGAUUAUAGUUGUUAAAAACAAAAGAUAUUCGUGACUAUGAUCGUCCGAGCUGAUUUUUUGAUUCGCGGAAUCAUACGGGACAAUCUUUAAGAUGCCAUAGCCUAUAUAGUAAUACUAAGGAAAUUGAAUCAAGAAAUUGGCCGUUACUUAAUCGAUUAGUUACCUUAAUUUAAUUUUUUUUACAUUUGUUUCAUUUUAAUUAGUUCGGUCAGUAUUUCCCCUCUAUUUUCAUAUUUUAUUUUUGUAAUUUGAAAUGUUUAUUAAUUAUUGAAAAUUUUAGGAGUUUCUAGUCUGUAAUUUUAUGGUAAUUGCAAAUCCGUCAUGUUAGAUAAUUAACGUUCAUUUUUCUCUUUUAAUGCGUUUUGGAAAACCAUAAAUCGUUGCAAGUUAUGCCGCUUGUAUAUUUUUUAGCUACAGACUGUUUUCCAAAAUUUAUUAUUAUUUAGUUUAUAAUAAUUAUUCUUAGUUCUAGAUAUCAAUGUACAUAUUUUGUUUAUUUUUUGUGUGAAGUAUUUAUAUUUUAUUAUAAUUCAGUUUUUGUAAAUGUACCACAAUGCCUAACACAGUUCCCUUAAUUAUAUGAAUGUCAAUCAUUUCAUAUUAUUGAUGACAAAUUUUGAACUGACUUGGGAACUAUCUUAACAUGCCUUAUUAUUAGUAAAAAACGUUUAUAACAUAAAAAAAGUAAUUAAUUAUUGCUUUCAAAUUUCCAAUUUUAUAAAGAAUUUUUAAAUGGAUUUCCAGUGCAAAAAUAGUUAUUAAUUAAAUUGACCAAAAUAAAUGAUAAUGCAAAUCUGACCAGGCAUAUCAUAUUAUAUUGCUGAAACUCUUAGAUUUUACUAAAUAUUUAACUUUUCUUUGUAAAAUUCGAAAAUGUAUGUAUGUAUAGUAAAUAAAUUAAAAUAAAAAACACAA